AUGACGCCAUCACCACCACCCUCCAUCUGGCCCUCACCCACAUUUCCUCAUUUCAGAGAAAACAAAACUGAUAUCUCUCACUCAUUGUGUGAGUUCAGGAAAAUGGCAGAGGCCAGUAUUUCAGUAGAUCAGGACCAGUUCAGCUGUCCAGUCUGUCUGGAUCUCCUGAAGGAUCCGGUGACUCUCCCCUGUGGUCACAGUUUCUGUAAGGUGUGUGUUAAUGGCUGCUGGGAUCAGGAGGAUCAGAAGGGCGUCUACAGCUGUCCUCAGUGCAGAGACACCUUCACUCCAAGGCCUGUCCUAUGCAGAAACAACAUCCUGGCUGAAGUGGUGGAGAAACUGAAGAAGACUGAACUCCAAGCUGCUCCUGCUCACUGUUACGCUGGACCUGGAGAUGUGGAGUGUGAUUUCUGCACCGGGAGAAAGCGCAAAGCCAUCAAGUCCUGUCUGAUGUGUUUGACUUCAUUUUGUGAAAUUCAUCUGAAACCUCACCUAGAACGUCCUGCUUUGAAAAAACACAAAUUAACUGAAGCCUCUGCAAAACUACAAGAGAAGAUCUGCUCUCAGCAUAACAAGCUGAUUGAGAUCUACUGUCGUACUGAUCAAAUCUGCAUCUGUUAUUUGUGUACAAUGGAUAAUCACAAAGGUCACGACACCGUCACAGCCACAGCAGAAAGAGCUGAAAAACAGCUUUCCACUAGAUUUUGGAGCGUGGCUGUGGGGAUUUGUGUUCAUUCAGCUACAAGAGCAUUAGUAAGGUCAGGCGCUGAUGUUGGGUGAGGAGGUCUGGGGUGCAGUCGGUUUUCCAGUUCAUCCCAAAGGUGUUCAGUGGGGUCGAGGUCAGGGCUCUGUGCAGGACACUCGAGUUCUUCCACUCCAACCUUCACACACCAUGUCUUCAGAAAGAGGUGAGAAUGAGAAAGCUUUACAAAAUUAAAUCAUCUUAAUUAUAUUUUCCCAUCUAGAAACAGGUGCUUUAGACAGUUAUAUGAUUUAAAAUGUUAAUUUCAAUUUGUGUAUCAAUUCAAUUCAAUAAAAUUUUAUUUGUAUAGCGCUUUUAACAGCUUCACAGAAAUAAAUGGAUUCAAAAAUAUAUUGUAAAUAUGUGAAUUUAUCCUAAUGAGCAAGCCAGAGGCAACAGGGGCAAGGAAAAACUCCCUGAGACAAUAUGAGGAAGAAACCUUGAGAGGAACCAGGCUCAAAAGGGACCCCAUCCUCAUCUGGGUGCAACGGAUAGUGCAAUUAUAAAUAAAUCCCUUCUAUUAUUCUGUAGUAUAUGGACAAAUAGUGCAAAUGUGCAACCAGUAAAUUCAUCAGUUUUCGCAAGAAGUCCAGUUGGUUAAAAUCUAUCCACUCUCCAUUGAUGGAGUCCUGAGUUUGAAGGUGCUCAUGGCAACUGCAGCCCCAAAGCCACCACAGCAAUCGCAGUCCCAAGCCAUCACAGUACAACUGCCCAUAUGAGAACCCCAAACCAUCUCCCCAGCCCCCAGGUGGAACCAUCCCAUUCAGAAGGAUUCUGUAAAAGCUUAUUAAAAUUGUAUGUGUUCUGGUUAACAGAGUGUUAAAUUUAUCCUCAGUGAUAACUGUAAUCUGUAUUCAACAAAAUCCCUCCACAUGGUAAGAGGAGCUGUUCCUGCUGGAGAAACACAAUGAUGGACAUCUUUACUCACUCUGUGAAGUGUUAUUUCUUGCU
Pangasianodon hypophthalmus (striped catfish) is the source of this 1693-nucleotide messenger RNA. Its product is annotated as E3 ubiquitin/ISG15 ligase TRIM25-like. The record is from RefSeq and is a predicted model, not a curated record. The transcript is spliced from 2 exons. Lineage: Eukaryota; Metazoa; Chordata; Actinopteri; Siluriformes; Pangasiidae. The coding region runs from base 1 to 780 and encodes 259 amino acids. Gene Ontology annotation, molecular function: zinc ion binding.